This is a messenger RNA of Ectocarpus sp. CCAP 1310/34, 2218 nucleotides long. Lineage: Eukaryota; Phaeophyceae; Ectocarpales; Ectocarpaceae. The record is from the annotation of a GenBank genome assembly.
AUGGAACACCACGUCGGAACUGAGCACCUGUUCUUCAUGGCCAAGUUCUUGGAUUGCCUGAGGCUCAUGUUCUCAGCUGCUACUCGAAAAGCGCGGCGCGCCUACAGAUUCGAGCGGCUCUCCUCGCCCACGGGCAAGCGCAAAAAAAAACAAAACCGGCGGUCCGCCNAAAAACGGCGGUCCGCCAUGAUGGCUUGCAGUUGUUGCUUCGCGUCCGCCGCUUUGUUUUUUCCUUUUCCCGGGGGGGUAGGAGCAGUGGUUGCCACCCCUCGCCGGCGGCCUGCUCCACCCUCGCUCUGAGUGUUGGUGGCGGCAGCGCCUCCCGUGGUAACAUGAGUGUUCCCCGAGAUGCCAGGCAGCAGCACUAUCUUGCUGGAGAGCAAGCCUCCACCGCCUACGGCGGCACCGAGAGAGCCCGUCUGCUGGAAUUUCGCCGGGGUUUUGGUCUGCCGGCCGCGCUGGGUGGUCGUGAUAUCCAUGUCGGUGUCCAUGAUGUCGUGUUUUCCGCGGUUUGUGUUGUUGUGUCGUGUGUGUUGUCUCGAAGUGAGCGCUACAACUCACGGACGGCGUCAUUUUUUUUACACAAGUUGCACAAGUCUACGUCACACGUUUAAAAUGACUGCACACAGGUUCCAAGUUUUUGAAAGACAAAUGUCGAAAAUUUUGACAAAAAAGUCGGUCCGUUUAAAACGGCCCUAUAAGGCGUGGCGCGUUCUGUAACCUCAGGUUCUCUUCUGCAAGUUGUUCAAGGGUGCUGUGCCCAGUACCCGUGGGUCGAGAGAAUUGUUCGGCUCUUUCCGCUAGCUACCAUGAAUGAGACUCGCCCCCGUUCAUUUUCUUUUCAACUUUAGGAACCAUAUAGGCGACUCUCAAUGUGUAGACAAGUCUACCUUGAUGUAGGACCUCCAACACACACACGUAGUCAACGUACGCCUUGUUUUUCCGGGUGUUUGCGGGGAAUGGAUUGGCAAGUCUAGACUGACUUGCAACAUGCCGGGCUUCUUGUGCCUGAGAAAAAUAUUUCAGAACCGUAGAGGGGUCGUGUCGAGUUGAUUUCAAUGAAUGGAGGCGGAGCUGUCCCCCCCGUCACUUGAUGUUUGUUGUGCAGUAGUAGUAGAAAAAGCAAGAUAAAUGAUGCGAAAAAAUGGCAAGAUGAGAUGUUCUGCCAAACAAAGCAAUACGCAAUCAAGGAACGAGCUUCCCCUCAAAGAGGCAAGCCUCUUGCGGUAGAUUAACAGUUCAACACAGCAGCAGUGGCGAAAUUUGGGAUAUGGAUAGCUAUAGCCUUUAUCUCUAUGGAGUAUUGGUUGGCAACAAGAACAACAUGGAAGAGUCCAAAACCUCCCCUGAACACUGCCGGGCAAAAGAAAAAAUAAUUGUUUCAAAGAGAAACUCUCCAUAGCUAGUCUUGUCUAGUCUCUAGUAGUCUGUAGACUAAGCUGAGGAAACUGCUGCGUUGAACUGCAGCAGUUCAACGCUGCUGCUGUUGGUUAGUGGACAGCGUAGUUCUGGUUGCUGAAGGGAAAAGCGCCAGACAAGACGAGCCACACAUGUAUACUGUAUGCGGUGAAAAGAUGGCCGGGGGAAGGAGCGGGCGACAGGGAGAGGAAGACAAAGGAAAACAAAAAAAGUUUGGGGUGGACUGCUAUUCGCACAGCCUGGCCGGUGGGGAUUCGACACCGUAGUAUCUGCGUGUAAGAUAUACUUGGUGUCGACGAUGUGUAGCGGGCCGGCCAGUCGCGUAAUCCUCAACCAUUUUGGUAAGAGGACCGCUUGUCGACAUGUAAGUUUCCCCCAUCUGAACGUGAUUUCGGUCUGAUGUCUCGAUAGGCAAUAUUGGCGCGCCCUGUUUCCCUCCCUGCUGUAUGCUGUGCUCCUUUAUGUAGGUCUAUGUCCUUUGUAUUGCCUUCGGCCUCUGUGCUGUGUUUCUUUUUUUUCAUGACCUCCCUGCCUACUCUGCUGUGUUGGGUACCUUGAUCUCGCUUUGCUGUUGCCUUUGUUUUUGUACGUCUGGCUGUCUGCCGAUCUGCCGCCUCUUUGUCCUGUUUGCUCCGUUACUCCCAUGCCCUGGUGCGUAGUGCCUGGUGCUGGAACGUUUCCCCUUGAUUUUUUCUUUGGGCGGGUGUGGGAAGCGUCCUCCUUUAUUUUUGUUUUUGCUUUGUUUUGAUCGGUUUCCGAGGGCUCUUUUCUCGAUCGGUCGGUGCGAUACCUGUUGUUU